AAAAAAAAAAAAAAAAUCCCUUAAAAAAAAGAAUAGUGCUGAGAAUUCCCAGGAGCAAGAGAGAAAGGGAGGCAGAAGCCGGUUCAGCCUCGAAGCGGGGGCCUUGGGCUGCGGACGAGCGGGGAGCCCGCGCCGAAAGGAGGAGGCGGGGACCUCGGUGACACCCCUGGAAUGGGCCUCGGAGCGCCCGGGAAGGUGUGGACGCGGGAGCUCUGAGUGAUAAGCUGAGCCGUGGCCAUUAGCACAGGACGUUGCAAACCGAACUUCACUGGGAGGAACGCCUGAGAGAACGCUGGCCUCACACCAGCCAGCAGCUUCUCACCGCCUGCCCUUCCCUGUGCGGAGGGGGUCUGUCCCGCAUCCCCUCCAGUCUUCCAUCUGCCUUCACCUCCAGCACUGACAGAUCUUCUUGGCAAAGCUGCCUCCAAAGAUUCCUGCUAACGCUUGUCUGUUCCUGCCUCUUGCAAAGCAUGGCGCCCACAGCAUCUUAAACCCAGAUUGUCUGCAGCGGCUCCGGUGGACACUGCAGCUUUCCCUUCCUCCCUCUGGACUCCGGGAGCUGCGCCCGUCCUAGCGAUGCCCUCGGGAGCCUCGGCCCCAGCUGGAUGAGACCCUUCCGGAGCAGGACCCGACCUUGCCAGCCACCAAGACUCCCACGGUGCCCUCCACCACCUCCCAUGUCUGGCUGCCCAGGCAGGUUCUAGAAUGUCUGUGCCCCAGAUCCGAGUAGAAGACGCAGCCAGUGGGGAAGAAGGGCCGGCAGGAGCAGCCCCGCCUCCCGACGACCACCUCCGGAGCCUGAAGGCCCUCACGGAGAAACUGAGGCUGGAGACCCGCAGGCCCUCCUACCUGGAAUGGCAGGCCAGGCUGGAGGAGCAGACGUGGCCCUUCCCGAGGCCGGUGGCCGGGCAGCGGGGCCGCGUGGAGGAGGAGCCCUCGCUCCCCCCAGGAGCACCCAGGCGGCAUCCUCCACCUAAUGGGAUGGCCAGCCAGGACGACGGGGCCCCGUCCACUGGCAAGCUGGAGGGCUUUGAGAGCAUCGACGAAGCGAUAGCCUGGCUCCGGAAGGAACUGACGGAGAUGCGGCUUCAGGACCAGCAGCUGGCCCGGCAGCUCAUGCGCCUGCGCAGUGACAUCCACAAGCUGAAGAUCGAGCAGACCUGCGACCUCCACCGGCGGAUGCUCAACGACGCCACCUACGAGCUGGAGGAGCGAGACGAGCUGUCCGACCUCUUCUGCGACGCCCCGCUCGCCUCCUCCUUCAGCCUCUCCGCGCCACUCAAGCUCAUUGGGGUCACCAAGAUGAACAUCAACUCCCGCAGGUUUUCUCUGUGCUGAGAAGCCCUAGACGGGGCGGUGGAGCCGGAACGAGGGUUU
Eubalaena glacialis (North Atlantic right whale) is the source of this 1377-nucleotide messenger RNA. It is a transcript of the gene FAM167A, whose product is annotated as family with sequence similarity 167 member A. The transcript is spliced from 4 exons. NCBI's taxonomy places the organism in Eukaryota, Metazoa, Chordata, Mammalia, Artiodactyla, Balaenidae. Bases 706 to 1338 code for a protein of 210 amino acids. The record is from RefSeq and is a predicted model, not a curated record.